This is a messenger RNA of Mangifera indica (mango), 1343 nucleotides long. Its product is annotated as tetratricopeptide repeat domain-containing protein PYG7, chloroplastic-like. The coding region runs from base 282 to 1205 and encodes 307 amino acids. Lineage: Eukaryota; Viridiplantae; Streptophyta; Magnoliopsida; Sapindales; Anacardiaceae. Gene Ontology annotation, molecular function: protein binding. The record is from RefSeq and is a predicted model, not a curated record. The transcript has 6 exons.
CUCGAACUAAUUUAAGAAUAAUUCAUCGAGCUCAAGCUUUAAAUCUGUUAAGUUAAACCGAACUUAAAGUGUAUCAAAUUCAGUUCGAGUCAGCCUAUGUCCUAGAGUUAUUAAAUUUUGAAGUGAAAAUCGGCUUUUCUGCUUUGGGACCAAACACGGCCUUUUAUAUUAUUACCUUAUUUUAUCAACUCUACCUUGAAGCUGUAACGAAGUCGGAGAGUGAGAGUUGAUGCUGCGAAGAAGAAGCAGUUAGCGGAGAAGAAAAUAGAUAAAUAAAAAAAAUGAUUUUACAAACAACGAAUCCAUAUCCACCUUUUCGUUCUAUCAACUCGAGCAGCAAGAAUCUCUCUCUUCAACCCUGUACCACAACAAUUUUAAUGACCUCCAGAGCUGGCUGUGGAAUAAACCUUACUAAAGUUUGCAACUUACAGAUACAUCGAAGGGAAUUGGCUAAGGAUUCUUCCAGUGUGGAAGAGUUUAUGAAUUCCUUGAGGAAGCUUUUGACUGUUGAAGAGAACUUAGUUGUGAAAAGGCUAAUAACUCAGGCUUCUGCAAUCUCAUUUGGAUCCAGCACAUGGUUGAUCUGUGCUCAAUCGGCAAAUGCGGGUGAAAAUGUUAGAACGAAUGCGAUUUAUGAAGUCGGGGAGUUUUUUGAAUUGGGAAUUCAGCUGUUGUAUCUGCUUUUACUAUUAGGUUUGCUUGGAGUUGGUACCUUCUUUGUGAUUCGUCAAGUCCUUGUGCGUAGAGAACUUGACCUCUCUGCUAAAGAAUUACAGGAGCAAGUAAGAAGUGGUGAUGCCAGUGCAACUGAGCUUUUUGAACUUGGUGCAGUGAUGUUGAGAAGGAAAUUUUACCCAGCUGCUACUAAGUACUUGCUUCAGGCAAUCGAAAAAUGGGAUGGAGACGAUCAAGAUCUUGCUCAGGUUUACAAUGCUCUUGGUGUCAGUUAUGUACGCGAUGGAAAGCUUGAGAAAGGAAUCACUGAGUUUGAAACUGCUGUGAAGCUCCAACCUGGCUAUGUGACAGCCUGGAACAACCUUGGUGACGCCUAUGAAAGGAAGAAAGACUUGAAGUUAGCUCUCAAGGCAUUCGAAGAAGUGCUUCUUUUCGAUCCUAACAAUAAGGUGGCACGACCUCGUCGAGAUGCUUUAAAAGACCGAGUGAAACUUUACAAAGGAGUUCCUGUCAAAUCAAAAGACAGAUGAUUUCUGCAGCUGUAAGAUUGACCCGGUAGUUCCUUUCAUGUUCUCAACCUUAUUUAUCUUCUUAAAAGUUUGAUUCCCUAAAUGGUAUGUUCUAAUAUAUGAAGCAAUGAAAAUUAAAGCAAAUCAGUAUUUAAGAUA